This is a messenger RNA of Aspergillus affinis, 3555 nucleotides long. RefSeq names its product phospholipase D/nuclease. Gene Ontology annotation, biological process: protein N-linked glycosylation; DNA repair; dolichol-linked oligosaccharide biosynthetic process. Gene Ontology annotation, molecular function: dolichyl pyrophosphate Glc2Man9GlcNAc2 alpha-1,2-glucosyltransferase activity; phosphoric diester hydrolase activity. Bases 1 to 3555 code for a protein of 1184 amino acids. Gene Ontology annotation, cellular component: endoplasmic reticulum; nucleus. The transcript has 7 exons. NCBI's taxonomy places the organism in Eukaryota, Fungi, Ascomycota, Eurotiomycetes, Eurotiales, Aspergillaceae. The record is from RefSeq and is a predicted model, not a curated record.
AUGAAUUCUCUCAAACCCGACUCAGGCCUGGCUCGCGCCGCCCGCUACGCUGUUCCCUUCGUGCUGCUGCUGAUCCCCAUUUGGAUGACCAAAGUCAACACCGUCAUUCCAGAACCCUACUUGGAUGAAGUGUUCCAUGUCCCGCAGGCUCAGGCAUAUUGGCAUCAUAAGUGGACGCAUUGGGAUCCCAAGAUCACGACGCCUCCGGGCCUGUAUCUGUGGUCCUAUGUCAUCUGUGCCGGUAUUCUGGCCCUCCGCGGUACUCCGACGGAACUCGACCCCGAAGCUCUGCGCGCAACCAACAUGGCGGCUGGGACUGUGUUCUUGCCCUUGAGACUGCAGAUAUUGCUGGAUACUUUGCGCAAGCAGCGUAACACUCGUCCCGCGGGGGCCUGGCUGAGCCAUACCGUCUUGAACAUAUGUCUCUUCCCGCCGAUCUUCUUUUUCUCCGGCCUCUACUACACCGAUAUCCUCUCGCUGCUGGUGGUGAUCGAAGCCUACAAUUGGGACCUGAAGCGGACGUCGACGACCACGACUGUUCCUUAUCGACAUCUCGUGUUCAUCGUGUUCGCGCUGCUGGCGUUGGCAUUCAGACAGACCAACAUCUUCUGGGUCGCACUUUUCAUGGGCGGGCUGCAGGCGGUGCGAACAGUGAAGAAAUACUCCAGCAAUACCGGUCCAGAGUCGAAAAACGCUUUACAUGAUCCUUUGGUGUCGGAGGCUGCAAUUGGAGACUAUUUCCAAACGGCCUUUUCCCUGAGCUUUGCCGUUCUACGCAAUCUAGGUCGCAUUAUCGUGGCUGCCAUUCCCUAUGUUAUAGUGCUCGCUGCAUUUGGUGGUUUCGUCGUGUGGAAUGAUGGCGUUGCUUUGGGUCAUAAAGAAUUCCACUCUGUAGGGAUACACUUGGCGCAGAUGCUCUACAUUUGGCCUUAUAUUGCGUUCUUCUCGUGGCCAAUUCUUGUUACGCCAAUUCUCAACUUGUUGCUGCCGCAGUCGCGGUUGCCUAAGGUCUUGAAUUAUGGAUUCCCAGAGAAACAGAGGAAGCUGCCCCGAUUCUGGACAGCUCUGGUAAUUGUCCCGGCCAUGCUUGCCGUUGUGCACUUCAACACCAUCGUUCAUCCGUUUACCCUUGCCGACAAUCGCCAUUAUAUGUUCUAUGUCUUUCGCGUGCUCCUCGGAAGCCAUCCUGCCGCCAGAUAUGCUGCCACCGUCGCCUACUUCCUUUGUGGUUGGGCCGUCAUUUCUGCGUUUGGGUUCGUGAUAUACCCAGCACCUCCCCAGUUCAUUCGAGUGCCCACGUCAGCAUCUCCGCAGUUGUCGAAGAAGCAGGGGACUAAGGAAACCGGCCCGAAGCCGAGAGCGGAGCGCAAACAGAAGCCUUCUAAAAAGCCCGCUGCGCCUGCACCCCCUCGGGCACCGCCCAUCAGUCCCGAGGCCUACGCUCAGCUGCAACAACAUAUCAUCCAGCGUCAAAGACAGGAAAACCAGGGGCCGCGAGUGAGCUUUGUACUCGUCUGGCUUGCCGCGACUACUGUUUCUCUGAUUGUGGCUCCUCUCGUUGAGCCUCGGUACGCGAUCAUUCCAUGGGUUAUGUGGAGGCUACAUCUGCCGCCGCUGCCUACGCCGCAAGUGUACCGGCAGCAGCGCCCUCAGAAUGAGAAGGAGGCGCUUCACAAAGAGAUCGCAACUAAUUUCCCUCUCUUCUUGGAGACGCUGUGGUUCCUGGUCGUCAAUGCGGUGACAGGGCCGGCACGGGUUCCUUUCUCGGGCAAGUUCUCUUCGCGUGGUUUCGCAUCCCGUCUUCCUUUCUCUUCUUCCCCCCCGUUCAACUAUCCAGCCAUGGCGCAUGAAGACGCCAACCAGCCCGCCAAAAAAAUAAAACUAUCGUCCUCGAAAUCGGACAUAGACCAGGCGGGCAAUACACCAGCCGCCCCUUCAGUAUCGCGCUUGGCAUCUCUCCACCGACCCAUCAGCCCGCCCUUGCCGUCAUCAUCGUCAUCGUCAUCUCAAACGCCAUACCCCAACCAGCCGCCCAAGUCAAAUCCAACCGCAUCUAAACCAAAGAUAGUAUCAUCGCCAUUCCAGCUCACCCAUAUCCACGACCUGGGGUCGUCUUCCGCUAACAAUGUCGACACUGUCCGGUUGCACGAUCUCCUCGGGGAUCCUAUGAUCCGCGAAUGCUGGCAGUUCAAUUACCUGUUCGAUGUCGAUUUCCUGAUGCGCCAAUUUGAUGAGGAUGUGAGAGCCCUUGUCGAUGUGAAGGUCGUGCAUGGUUCGUGGAAGAGGGAGGCGCCGAAUCGAGUGCGCGUUGAUGAAGCAUGCUCGCGAUAUCCUAAUGUCGAGCCUAUCGUGGCGUACAUGCCCGAGGCGUUUGGGACGCAUCAUUCCAAAAUGAUGAUCUUGUUGAGACAUGAUGAUCUUGCUCAAGUAAUCAUCCACACGGCCAACAUGAUCCCCGGAGACUGGGAGAACAUGUGUCAGGCCGUCUGGCGCUCUCCUCUUCUUCCGCUGCGGAAGCAGACACAAACCGCAGCCGAGGAGGCAUCGACGACCCCGGGCACCGGAUCCCGCUUCAAGCGCGACCUGCUCGCCUAUCUGCGUGAGUACGGGCCGAAGAAGACAGGUCGUCUGGUGGACCAGCUUCGCAGAUAUGACUUUGGCUCUGUGCGAGCAGCGUUGGUGGCGAGUGUCCCGUCGAAGCAGAAAUCCGGGGGAUUGAAUUCUACCAGGAAGACGGUUUGGGGAUGGCCGGCGUUGAAGGAUGUCUUGGGGAGUGUGCCGAUUCAGACGAAAGAGGAUCCGAAUAAGAUGCCGCAUGUUGUUUGUCAGAUGUCUUCUGUCGCCUCCCUCGGACAAACAGACAAAUGGUUAAAAGAUGUUUUCUUCCGAUCCCUAUCCCCAACAGAUUACAACGGAACAGGAGACAAGAGCAGAAAGCCCAAAUACUCCAUCAUCUUCCCCACUGCCGACGAGAUCCGUCGCUCUCUGAACGGAUACGGAUCCGGCGGCUCCAUCCACAUGAAAAUUCAGAGUGCCGCGCAGCAGAAGCAGCUGCAGUACAUGCAGCCGUACCUGCGACAUUGGGCCGGAGAUGCUGCCCCAGUCUACUCGACUGCCGCACGAGAACGAGAACGAGAUGCAGGCCGUCGGCGCGCAGCGCCACAUAUUAAGACUUACAUUCGGUUCUCGUGUACAGAAGAGAUGAACUCGAUUGAUUGGGCGAUGCUGACCUCGGCAAAUCUCUCGACGCAGGCAUGGGGCGCCGGUGUCAAUGCCAACGAUGAGGUACGCAUAUGUAGCUGGGAGAUUGGGGUUGUUGUCUGGCCAGACUUGUUUGCCGACGAUGCAGACCGAGCAAACGGAUCGGUGAUGAUACCAUGCUUCAAGACAGACGUCCCUGAAGGCAGAGGGGAGGAGUCCGUCAGAGUAGGACUCCGGAUGCCCUACGGGCUGCCCCUGGUCGAUUACGCAGUCGACGAGAAACCCUGGUGCGCGACGGCCAGUCACAGUGAGCCGGACUGGAUGGGCCAGACGUGGAUGGAAGAUCCUCAGUAG